CGGGCGUGUUGCUGAGCCGGAAAAUGCGCGCGUAAAUCGCUAAAAGUGUGUGUGUAAGAAAAUUGUGGCCGCAACGGGAAAAUUGGCAGAGCAAACAAACGAGUGCGGUGCGUGCCAUGUGCUUGUGUUUGUGGAGUGCGUGAAUGAAGUGCCACGGAAUCGCAGCGGAAAUCGUUUGCUGGCCCAUCGACUGGCCAGCCAGUGCGGGUGCGCUGUGCUGUUGCGGUCGUGGAUGAUGCGGCUGGCGCUGUCGGUGCCAGGAGCGCAGUUGCCGGGCCAUAAUUGUCGGUUGAAUGACUCUCGAUGCGAUAGCAAUAAUACCAAGCAAAUCGGUAGCGGCGGCAAUCAUAAUAUUCAUCAAUGUCACACUUGACGGCGGAGCAGAAGCAGCAGCGAAAAUAAAUACAAAACCCAAUUGCCGACAGCACCACCGCACAAAUUCGGACAUUGCGACAUGUUAGCAGGGGCCGCGACACAAGCAAUCGACACAACACAACGACGAGCGUCGACGAUAUCUGGUAAAACUACAAGAAAGGGAGCAGGCAUCAGGAACAGCAGCAGCUGGGAAAGAUGGUUCUAAGCACCGAAUGGUCGCAGGUGGAGGUUAUCGAUCUGAUCAACGACGGCAAUGGCCUCGGCUUUAUCCUUGUGGGCGGGCGCAGCACCGGGGUGGUGAUCAAGGCCCUGACGCCGGGGGGCGUGGCCGAGCGAGAUGGACGGCUGCAGCUAGGCGAUCACCUGCUGCAGAUCGGCGAGGUCAAUCUGCGGGGCUUCAGCUCGGAGCAGGUGGCCACAGUUCUUCGUCAGACCGGAGCUCAGGUGCGUCUGAUAGUGGCGCGGCCGGUGGAGCCGACGGCCAUCGAUUACCAAACGCUGGCCUGUCAGGCGCCGAUUAUACCAACUAAGCUCCUCUCCGACCCGGAAGAACUGUCGCGUCAUCUCUUCCAGAAUCCGAGCUUUGCCACCGCCGCUGCCGCGGCAGCAGCAGCAGCAGCGGCCGCUGCAGCAGCAGCAUCCAGCGGUGGUGGUGGCAGCGGCGGAGGCGGCGUCUGUGUCGGCGGCAUGGACGUGGCCAGUUUGGUGGGCCUGGUGCGCGGCGGUCCCGUCGAGGGCUCCGAGAUGUCCGCCGUGGAAGCGCCAGCGGCGCAGCUGCAGCUCACGGAGCUCGGCGACCUGGCCGACUUCCCACUGCCACCGAUUCCUGGCGGCAAUCCUAACGGCGCGGAAUCCAAUGCUGGGCAGCGACCGUGUCCGCGCCUGGAUCUGGAUAUAGUGCCCUUCUCGAUACUAUCGCCGCCGCCACGCCCCGCCCUGCAGCUGCUGCCCCUGGAGACCCAAUGGCGGUCCGUUCAGGAUCAGCACCAGCACAUAGAGACUGUGAUAGCCGGCAGCAAACGCAAGCUGUUGGCCAACGAAGAUGGCGGUUGCGGCUCCGCUUCGGGUUCGGGAUCGGGCUCCGGUUCCGGCUCCCCCGACUCUUACAUGGAUUCUCCGGAAACGGAAACCUACGUGGUGGAGCUGCACAAGAACGUCUAUGGCCUGGGCAUAACCGUAGCGGGUUACGUUUGCGAGGAGGAGGAUCUCUCCGGCAUAUUCGUUAAGAGCAUCAUCGAGGGCAGUGCGGCGGAAACGAGCGGUCAGAUUCAGAUCAACGACCGCAUCGUGGCAGUGGACGGAAGGUCCCUGUCCGGGGUGACCAACCAUCAGGCGGUGGAGCUGCUGCGGAACACAGACAUCGAGGUUCACCUCACAUUGGAGCGGUUUCUGCGGGGCAGGAAAUUCGAGCACCUGCAAGUGGCCCUCACGGAGAUCAAGGGCAGUGCCGGACCAUCCGGCUUGGAUAGGAACCAGGAGAAGGACCAGGACCAAGAAUCACAGCUCUCGAUGCCUGGGUCACCCUCGAUAGCCACGCUCAGCUGGCUGCCACCCAAGUCGCUGGAUGCCGAUUCCAUAGCCACCGAAGGCGACGAGGCCGAGCCGGAGGAUGUGGGCGUUUCGGGAGCAGGCGAGGAGUUCGUGGAGCUCCCCUCGCGGGACACCGUGGAGUCGAACAUGUCGCACGUGCUGGACCGCAGCGAUCACAGUGGCGGCGUGACAAAGCUGGCCACGACCAGUCCAGUGGCGCCGCUAACCAAUGGCAGGAGUCCGAACCUGGCCGAUGACAGUGGCAACGACACCGAUGAGCAGUGUCCAGAGCCGGAAACGGAAACGGAGGCGCAGACGGAGACGGGAAAGGGAGCGGCAAGAGCCAGAAAGGUGUCCAGAGCUGAGUCGAGCAAGGUUAAGGAACCAGAAGAUCCCGACACAGAUCCCGAUCUCGAUCCCGAUCCCGGCCAGAUGCCCACGCCCACGAAUGAGGCGCCUGCGAAGGUGGCCAGCCCGACCGCCGCCUCCCUGCGCGUGGCCUGGAAAAGUGAGUUUCCCGACAGUGAAAUUUUAGUUGCCGAAAUAAAUAAACUUUCAGGUCUAGGGAUCAGCCUCGAAGGCACCGUGGACGUGGAGUGCGGCAUUGAGAAGCGUCCGCAUCACUAUAUACGCUCGAUACUCGCCGACGGGCCAGUAGGCCGCCAGGGCAUCCUGCGGCCGGGCGAUGAGCUCCUGCAGGUGAACGAGCACAAGCUCCAGGGACUGCGCCACAUCGAUGUGGUUAAGAUCCUCAAGGAGCUGCCGGCCCGCGUUAAGUUGGUGUGUGCCCGGGGCACUCGCGUUCCGUCGGUGAUAAAUACCUCGCAAAACCCGGAGGCCUUUGAGACGCGCAGCCUCCUGCCCGGUGGUCACCAGAGUCUCCAGAAUCUGCUGAGCAAGGCCCAGUCGGAGAGCUCGCUCUACACGUCCAGCACGGCGACAUUGACGGAUGCAGGCGGAGGAGCCGGCGGUUCGGGAGGAAAUGGAGCUGGAGCAGUGCGCUCCAAGUCGCUGGAGAACGUGUCCGGCCUCGCCCUGUGGAGCUGUGAAGUGACCGCCGUGGAUAUUGAGAAGACAGAGCACGGCUUCGGCUUCUCCAUUCUGGACUACCAGGAUCCCCUAGACUCCGAGGGCAGUGUGAUCGUGAUUCGCGGCCUGAUACGCGGUGGUGCUGCCGAGGCAACCAACGAGAUAUAUCCGGGCGACCGUCUAAUGAGCGUUGGCGAUCGCCUGCUGCAGGGCCUGGAGCUGGACGAGGCGGUGGCCAUUCUGAAGUCCAUGCCGCCGGGUCCCACGCGCCUCGGCAUCUGUCGGCCCCUCUCCGCUUCGGACAGCAACAGCAAUAGCAACAUAGCCUCGCCGCUCGGCGACUCGGCGAGUACAUAGUGACAGCCCAUGCCCGACGGCCAACAGGAGUCGGAGAUCGAACCGGAAGUGCAAGCUGAACUAAAUGCAGAGCCGGAGGAGGAACGGGAGCUGUUCUCAUUGUAUUUCAUGACCCUAAUAUCAGCAAUGUGAAAGCAUCAACCAAACACCAAAUUGGAAAUCUAAAAAAGCAACAAACUAUGGAAGUCUGCAGCAUAAAUCGGAAGCGGCGAAACAAUUUGUAUAUAGUAUAUAGUAUAAUCAAAUCCGCACAUUGCCAGAAUCGAUUAACUACACACACCAGCUAGGUAAAGUGGCCAACUCCCAGCCGCGAUGACAGCCCCGAACACUAAAAAUGCAUAAAUAAAUAAAUGGAAUGGCACGCAACGCAAAUUCUAAAAAUAUCACAAAUUGUUGUAUCAAUAAAUUAUUAAUAACAAUUUCUGCGGACAAAGAAACGAGAACGGCAAGCAAAACUAUAGCAAAAAGUUGACAACAUCAAAUAAAGUUGAAUAUCAACGGGGGUGAAAAAACCCCACGAAAUUCCAAACAGAAAAAGCAGGAGGGGAAUUUAUCCAACACACAAAUAUUGCAAAACAUUUUUCCAGUUUAGUAUGCAUAUGUCGAGGCCACGAGGGCAAUAAUGAUAGUACCCCUCCCCGGUAGUUUCCACAUAUCCACCCAAAAACCACACCCACACUGACCCCCACUCCCACUUCCACACCCAAAACCACCUCCCCCACCCUAGAUGCCGCUGUAAAUAUUCGAGAGACUAUUUUUAUUGUCCUUUUCAACUUUAUGUAGCAUAAAUUUACAAUUUCUAGCCUGUAAAUCCUUUAUAUACGAAAUAGUUAAAUAGGUAAGGCCACGGCUAUGGGGGAGGCUGUGUCGAUGGGCGUGGCAGAUGGCUUCUCCUAUAGGAAUACGCUCUAAGUAGAUACACUAAUUUUCCUGGGGACGUUUUCCAAAUUGUAUAGGAAAUGAAAAUUGCAGAAUUGCAUCGAUUCUCGAGAUUAGUUGUGCAUAUAAAGCGGUUACAUAUACCUAUUUAUAGAUACUACAAAUUCUAUGCCUAUGAUUAUAUAUAUUUACAAUUGACGACCAAGCAAAAGUAAAACUUUAACUUUAGUAACAAGUCAACACGCAUACUCACACGGAUUACACGAAAAAACUGAACUAAAGUAGAGAUUGAAAAUAAGACAUUGGUGAGAUGCGGUGAGGGGAAUCCCCGCUGGGCUCUAGAGUUUUCACCCACUCACAUCUCAGAGCAUAGCAAAUAUGAAAUGUAAAACAAAAGCUUGUUAGUGAUACUAAUUUUAAACAAAAACAUGAAAACCAAAACACAAAACCAAAGCUUAAAAACGUUUGAUAAUUCUUAGUAAAUCUCGAAAUGUUUACAUUGUUAUUCAAUUUCUGUUAGUUAAUUCUUUGUUACUAAGCGAACUUCAAUUUCAUCUGUAUAUAGAUUUCUAGAACACACAUCAGUGCUCGAAAGCUAAAGCUUCUUAAAAUUACUGAAAACUGAAAAGCAAAUAUAUCAACUAAGAUGUAAACACAUAUAGUGCGUUUCAAAACUACAAGUACAUGAGGGUUUAUUCAAUGGGUUCUUUAACAAAUAAUUUAGUAUUAGUUUCACUUUUUCAGAGAUUAGUUUGCCCCAUUUUGGCUACUUUUAUCUUUUAAACUUUAUUAAAUUUCUUUUUUUUUACAGAGUUUAAUUGUUUUUUUUUUAAGUUUUUAGAAUACAUUUAUCUAAAAUUUAAACUUGUAUUUUUCUAUUUGUAGUAUUGAAACACACUAUCCAUACGUAUACCGACUAACACAAAGACAUUGACUCACCUACACUCAAGCACUUUCGCCUAAGAAAACUAUAUAUUUUGCAGAUGAAGGGAGGACAAGUUCCACGCAACUCAAACAACAAAAAUAUGCAAAUACACUAUCUAACUAUCCAUUUAUCUAGGGGCCGGCAAAUAUUACGUGAUCCCAUGUAACCAAGGGUUUACGUAAUAUAUGUCUAACCCCAUCUAUCAUACACACACACUUACGUUUAUAAGUACACGCACAUCAAUGCAAGAUGCAUAAUAUCUAAAUGAAACAAUUUACCAUUUAGCAUUAACGAUUAAUGGGAAAACCAACUGUCUGAGCAAAAACCAACUAACUAAAGCAAACGACUAAGCAAAUGAAACCAAUGAAACAACACUUAAUGUAACGAUGAACGAGAAUCGAAUCGAAUCGAAACGAAAGGCAACGCAGUUGAAAAUUCAAAUGAAUAUGCAAAUUUGGCUAACACGAACACACACACACCACACACACACACAUACAUAGGCGACAUUAGAAACAAGAGUUUGUAAAUUGACGAAACGUUAAAUAAACAAAGGCGAAAAAUAUAACAAAAGUAUUAAUACACGUACAAAGA
Molecule: messenger RNA, 5686 nt
Organism: Drosophila kikkawai
Lineage: Eukaryota; Metazoa; Arthropoda; Insecta; Diptera; Drosophilidae
Product: patj homolog
Molecular function (GO): protein binding
Source: RefSeq, a predicted model, not a curated record